AUGGUUGAAUCUCAUGUUACAUUAGAUCAUGAAAAGAUGCAAUAUCCACCUGAUGGAUUCAAAGAAAGACUGACUGAAAAGCCAAACUUGUCAUCAUUUGACGAAUAUAAAUCAAUGUAUGAACAAUCAAUUAAGGAUCCUGGUCAAUUCUUCGGUGAUAUGGCUACUAAAUUUUUAGAUUGGCAAAAACCUUUUGAUUUACCAAGAUAUCCUUAUGAUACUAAAGAUGAUUUCAAGGAUGGUGAUAUUCCAAAUUGGUUUGUUAAUGGUCAAUUGAAUGCUUGUUAUAAUGCUGUUGAUAGAUGGGCUUUCAAAAAUCCUGAUAAACCUGCUAUUAUCUAUGAAGGUGAUGAACCUGAUAGUUCAGAAAUUAUCACUUACGGUGAAUUAUUGAAAAAGAUUUGUAAAUUAGCUCAAUGUUUAACCAAAUUAGGUGUUAAGAAAGGUGAUUCAGUGGCUGUGUAUUUACCAAUGAUUCCUGAAGCUAUUGUUACCUUAUUAGCUAUUGUAAGAAUUGGUGCUAUGCAUUCAGUUGUUUUCGCUGGGUUUUCUUCAACUUCCUUAAGAGAUCGUAUUCUUGAUGCUAAUUCCAAGAUUGUUAUCACUGCUGAUGAAUCUAAAAGAGGUGGUAAAACUAUUGAAACCAAAAAAAUCGUUGAUGAUGCUUUAAAACAAUGUCCUGAUGUUUCUAAUGUUUUAGUUUAUAAAAGAACAGGUAAUUCUCACGUUCCUUUCAAUAAAGAAAGAGAUUUAUGGUGGCAUGAAGAAAUGGAUAAAUUUGGUCCAUACUUCCCGCCAGUUCCUGUUGAUAGUGAAGAUCCUCUUUUCCUUUUAUAUACUUCAGGUUCUACCGGUAAACCAAAAGGUGUUCAACAUAAUACUGCUGGUUACUUAUUAGGUGCUAUGUUAACAACUAAAUAUGUAUUUGAUGUUCAUGAAUCAGAUAUUAUUUUCACCGCUGGUGAUAUUGGUUGGAUUACUGGUCAUACUUAUGUUGUUUAUGGUCCAUUAUUGAAUGGUGCCACUACAGUUGUUUUUGAAGGUACCCCAGCUUAUCCAAAUUAUUCACGUUACUGGGAAAUUGUUGACAAAUAUAAGGUUAACAUUUUCUAUGUUGCACCAACAGCUUUAAGAUUAUUAAAAAGAGCUGGUACUAAAUUUAUUGAAAAUUAUAAAUUAGAUUCUCUUAGAGUUUUAGGUUCAGUUGGUGAACCAAUUGCUGCAGAAGUUUGGCAUUGGUAUAAUGAUAAUAUUGGUAGAGGUAAAGCUCAUAUUGUCGAUACUUAUUGGCAAACUGAAUCAGGAUCUCAUUUAUUGACUCCAUUAGCUGGUAUUACACCUACUAAACCAGGUUCAUGUUCAUUACCAUUUUUCGGUAUUUUACCAAAAAUCUUAGAUCCCGUUAAUGGUCAUGAAUUAACUGAAAAUGAUGUUGAAGGGGUUUUAGCUAUUAAGAAUGCUUGGCCAUCAAUUACUAGAGGUAUUUAUAAUGAUUAUAAUCGUUAUAUCGAUACUUACUUAAAACCUUAUCCAAAUCAUUAUUUCAGUGGUGAUGGUGCUGCUAGAGAUAAAGAUGGAUUCUUCUGGAUUUUAGGUAGAGUUGAUGAUGUCGUUAAUGUUUCAGGUCAUAGAUUAUCAACAGCUGAAAUUGAAGCCGCUUUAAUUGAACAUGAAUUAGUCGGUGAAAGUGCAGUUGUUGGAUAUGCCGAUGAUUUAACCGGUCAAGCUGUUGCUGCUUAUGUAUCAUUGAAAGAUACCGUUAAAGUUGAUGAUGCCGAUGCUGUCAAGAAAGAAUUGAUUUUAACUGUUCGUAAAGAAAUUGGUCCAUUCGCUGCACCAAAAUUGAUCUUAUUAGUUGAUGAUUUACCAAAAACUAGAUCAGGUAAGAUUAUGAGAAGAAUUUUAAGAAAAGUUUUAGCAGGUGAAGAAGAUAGUUUAGGUGAUAUCAGUACCUUAUCUAAUCCUGCAGUGGUUGAACAAAUUAUCAAUGUUGUUAAAUCUUCCAAGAAGUAA
Messenger RNA from Yamadazyma jaroonii, 2013 nucleotides. The record is from the annotation of a GenBank genome assembly. Lineage: Eukaryota; Fungi; Ascomycota; Pichiomycetes; Serinales; Debaryomycetaceae.